Molecule: messenger RNA, 609 nt
Organism: Lolium rigidum
Lineage: Eukaryota; Viridiplantae; Streptophyta; Magnoliopsida; Poales; Poaceae
Product: MADS-box transcription factor 20-like
Exons: 7
Coding region: 1-609 (202 amino acids)
Biological process (GO): positive regulation of transcription by RNA polymerase II
Cellular component (GO): nucleus
Molecular function (GO): protein dimerization activity; RNA polymerase II cis-regulatory region sequence-specific DNA binding; DNA-binding transcription factor activity, RNA polymerase II-specific
Source: RefSeq, a predicted model, not a curated record
AUGGGGAGGGGGAAGGUGCAGCUCCGGCGGAUCGAGAACAACGUCAGCCGGCAGGUGACCUUCUCCAAGCGGCGGUCGGGGCUGCUGAAGAAGGCGCACGAGAUCGCCGUGCUCUGCGACGCCGACGUCGCCGUCAUCGUCUUCUCCGCCAAGGGCAGGCUCUACGAGUACUCCGCGCACACAAGCAUGGAAAGAAUCCUCGAGCGAUAUGAGAGAUUUUCCUUAUCUGAAGGAAACGUGGUCGAAGAAUUCACCGAUCUCGAGGGGAGUAUGAACUACGAUCAUAUCAAGUUGACUUCUAGGAUUGAAGCUCUGCAAAAGAGUCGAAGGAAUCUUAUGGGAGAGCAACUGGAUUCCCUGACAGCGAGGGAAGUCCAGCAGCUUGAGCAGCAGAUUGGCAAUGCCCUCCGGAACAUCAGGCUCAGAAAGAAUCAUCUCUUAACCAACUCGAUCGGGGAGCUCCAAAACAAGGAAAGGAUGUUGAUGGAGCAAAAUAAAAUUCUGGAGAAGGAGAAGGCUGAAGUCCUGGAGGCAUCCCUGCACAAGAACCGCCCUGCUCCUUUCUGCAAUAAUACAGUUGCCUCCCUGCCCAACCUGAACAUCUGGUGA